GGCUCAUUUGCAGACAUAUGGGUGAUUGGUACAGUAAGUUUAUGAACAGAAGUUUAAACUUGUAAGCUUAAGCUUCCGUUUAUAAACAGAAGUUUAAAAUUAUAGGUCCUGUUUAAUAUUCAGCUCUGUUAACUCACUCUCACCUUUUUGUGUUUUUACACUUUGUCAAGAUUUCUUUACAUAUUCACCAAUGUCUGAAGAAGUUACUUAUGCAGAUCUUAAAUUCCAGAACUCCAGUGAGACAGAAAAAAUCCAAGAAAUUGGCAAAUUUGGGGAAAAAGCACCUCCAGCUCCCUCUCAUGUAUGGCGUCCAGCAGCCUUGUUUCUGACUCUUCUGUGCCUUCUGAUGCUCAUUGGAUUGGGAGUCUUGGGAAGCAUGUUUCACAUUACUUUGAAGACAGCAAUGAAAAAAAUGAACAAACUACAAAACAUAAAUGAAGAGCUUCAGAGAAAUGUGUCUCUACAACUGAUGAGUAACAUGAACAGCUCCAACAAGAUCAGAAACCUCUCCACCACACUGCAAACAAUAGCCACCAGAUUAUGUCGUGAGCUAUAUAGCAAAGAACAAGAGCACAAAUGUAAGCCUUGUCCAAGGAGAUGGAUUUGGCAUAAGGACAGCUGUUAUUUCCUAAGUGAUGAUGUCCAAACAUGGCAGGACAGUAGAAUGGCCUGUGCUGCUCAGAAUGCCAGCCUGUUGAAGAUAAACAAUAAAAAUGCAUUGGAAUUUAUAAAAUCCCGGAGUACGUCAUACCACUAUUGGCUGGGAUUAUCUCCUAAAAAAGAUUACAGUUAUCGUAUGAUCGGGGAUAAUAUAAUCAACUCCUCUGCCUGGGUUAUAAGAAACGCACCUGACUUAAGUAACAUUUUUUGUGGAUAUAUAAAUAGAAUAUAUGUUGAUUAUGAUUACUGCACUUCUAGAAAAAAAAUGAUAUGUGAGAAGAUGGCCAAUCCAGUGCAGCUUGGUUUUAUACAUUUUAGGGAGGCAUGAGUCAUCAAUCAAAUACAUUUAAGGAGAGUGGGGGUUUGGGGUUCCACACUACAGGUAAAUUUAAAUAUUUUCUGGUUGACCACAAUUGGUUGAGUUUGUCUAAGGACCUGGAAUUUUAUCAUGCAGAUGAAACAUCCAGGUAGCAAGCUUCAGAGAGAACAGAUUGUGAAUGUUAAUGCUGGAGAGGUAUAAUGAAGCAUGUCCCUCCUCCCACUUCCCAUCAUGGCCUGAACCCUGGAGAAGAGGAGGUCCAUUCAGACGGUUGUGGGGGGCCUUCGAAUUUUAUUUUUCAUUUACAUUCUUCCCCUUCUGGCCAAGAUUUGCCAGAGGCAACAUCCAAGAUCAGCAGAUUUUAAUUUUGUCCCAUAGCAUUGCCAGGAUGGCAUGGUUUCCCAUCUCCAGUCCAUCCUAUACUCCGUGGGACUCCCUAUAGCUGAAGGCCUUAUGAGUCAAAGGACUUUUAGCCAAUUGAUUGUUCUAGGCCAGAUAAGAAUGGAUGUGGACAUGCAUUUAUUACCUCUUAAAAUUAUUAUUUUAAGUAAAAGCCAAUAAACAAAAAUGAAAAGGCAA
Messenger RNA from Piliocolobus tephrosceles (Ugandan red Colobus), 1558 nucleotides. It is a transcript of the gene CLEC12A, whose product is annotated as C-type lectin domain family 12 member A. The record is from RefSeq and is a predicted model, not a curated record. Lineage: Eukaryota; Metazoa; Chordata; Mammalia; Primates; Cercopithecidae. Bases 191 to 988 code for a protein of 265 amino acids. The transcript is spliced from 6 exons. Gene Ontology annotation, molecular function: signaling receptor regulator activity.